CUCUUCCAACAGUCAUCAACCAUGCAAUGCUUCACCCCACUAGACGGCUUCUCAGUAGUUCAUUAACAAGUGGAAGGCAGCCGCGAGUAUCUGUUUCUCAACCCACACCGUACUCUUGGGUACCUAGUGAUGGACUGCUCGAAGCGGAAAUCAAGGCAUAUCGUGCUUCCACCGGUCGAUCCUUGGUUCAAAGACACAUUGCGAUCAAGGAAAACAUCACAUAUCGUCAUGCACCGACAACAUGUUCAUCUUCCAUCUUGAAAGACUUCAACCCAGACUACAACGCAACAUGUGUCGAGUUAUUGCUCCAGCAAGGCGCUGUCAUCUGCGGCCAAACCAAGAUGGAUGAGUUUGGCAUGGGAUCCAACACCACCCAUCUACCAGAGGGCUAUACGCCGGUGUAUAGCCCCGGAGCGCCUGUGGACGAUGAUGCUCCUCGAUCUGUAGGAGGCAGUUCUGGCGGCUCAGCCGCAGCGGUGGCCGAGGGUAGUUGUUGGGCAGCGCUAGGCACAGAUACGGGAGGGUCUGUUCGACUUCCAGCCAGCUAUUGCGGGGUAAUCGGACUGAAACCGUCUUACGGACUGAUUUCCCGAUUUGGUGUCGUCUCCUAUGCCGAUUCGCUGGACUGCGUCGGCAUCCUCGCUCGAGAUAUAACCAUUGCCUCUCAAAUCUUCUCCACUCUCAACCACCCCGAUCCUCGUGACAUGACCAAUGUAUCAUCUGUGACUCGUCAACGUGCACAUACACUGCUCAUUCAGCACAUCGAAGAGAUUCAACGGCAUGGAGGUACAACAGGCGCAUUACAAGGGUAUCGCAUUGGUAUACCCAAACAAACUCGUCUGCCAAGUCCUCACCUGACGAUCCCAUCUGAGCUUAUAGGCUAUCUGGAGAACCAAGGAGCUACUGUGGGGUCUGUUGACAUACCGUCCUGGACCAAGACCCUCCCGGCGUAUUACGUGCUGGCCAGUGCGGAAGCUUCAAGUAAUCUGGCUCGAUAUGGGGGAGGAUUCUUUGGAUCUGCUCAACCGGACGGUGAGGACGGCAGAAGACGAGUCAGAACGGAAGGUUUCGGAAGGGAGGUGAAGAAACGUCUAUUAGCGGGAACUUACGCUUUAUCGGCAAAUCAAUUUGACAAUACCUAUCUCAAAGCCUUAUACCUCCGACGAACACUUCGACGAGAGUUUGACUCUAUAUUCCGUAUCCCUCAUUCGGUCCGAUCUUAUCCGUCCGUGUAUGAAUCUGCUCCUAACUCCGACACCACAUCUUCGUCACCACGCCCUUCAUCCACCUCGACAGCAACGUCUGCUUCAGAUGGCGUCGACGUGCUCUUACAUCCUACGGCUAUAAGUACGGCCCCGCCGCUGUCGCAGACUCUUUCAUGCGAGUCCGAAUACGCUCAAGAUCUCCUCACUGUUCCUGCAUCAUUAGGCGGUCUGCCGUGUAUGAGCGUCCCGGCCGGUGUUGGUUCCGAUGGUUGGCCUAUCGGUAUGAGUGUGAGCAGUCAAUGGGGAAUGGAAGAGUUGGUAUUUGACGUAGGGAGGGUGAUCGAACAAUGGGGUAAAGGUGAAUGACAAUCCAUGAUGAACCCUUCUCCUCGGAUGUGUGUGUGUGUAUUCAUCCAUCACUUCCUCCAGGGGGGCCUCUUGCAUGAACAGGCUUUCAUGCAUACAUUAAUGUUGUU
This is a messenger RNA of Tremella mesenterica DSM 1558, 1681 nucleotides long. RefSeq lists its product as uncharacterized. Gene Ontology annotation, cellular component: mitochondrion; glutamyl-tRNA(Gln) amidotransferase complex. The coding region runs from base 27 to 1571 and encodes 514 amino acids. Gene Ontology annotation, biological process: glutaminyl-tRNAGln biosynthesis via transamidation; mitochondrial translation. The record is from RefSeq and is a predicted model, not a curated record. The transcript has 6 exons. Lineage: Eukaryota; Fungi; Basidiomycota; Tremellomycetes; Tremellales; Tremellaceae. Gene Ontology annotation, molecular function: glutaminyl-tRNA synthase (glutamine-hydrolyzing) activity.